CAGAGGCGGGCUCAGGCAGUCAGGGCCUUCCCUGGAACUGAGGAAGGCAAGGCGGAGAAGGUGGGGCAGGCGAUGGUGGCACUGCUGCGUUAUCUAAGGGGGCUCCGCGGACGGGCCCGCGGGGCUCUCCGCCUGGGCUUCCCCGGGGCGUGCGGGCCCGCGUCGGGGAGGCUCUGGGUGCUGCGCCAGGGUGGUCGCAGCGCCAGCACCAGCUCAUUUGACAUAGUCAUUGUCGGAGGUGGAAUUGUGGGGCUUGCUUCUGCCAGAGCACUUAUCCUGCGGCAUCCAGAACUUUCUAUUGGUGUUGUGGAAAAGGAGAAGGACUUAGCCAUUCACCAGACUGGACAUAACAGUGGGGUCAUUCAUAGUGGAAUUUAUUAUAAACCUGAAUCUCUGAAAGCUAAGUUAUGUGUACAAGGUGCAGCCCUCAUGUAUGAGUACUGUGACCAAAAGGGAAUCUCCUACAAGCAGUGUGGCAAGCUUAUAGUAGCUGUUGAACAAGAAGAAAUUCCCAGACUUCAGGCCCUAUACCAGAGAGGCCUGCAGAAUGGUGUCCGGGGCCUAAGGCUAAUCCAGCAAAAAGAUAUAAAGAAGAAGGAGCCAUAUUGCAGAGGUCUAAUGGCCAUCGAUUGUCCAUAUACUGGCAUUGUGGACUAUCAGCAGGUUGCUUUGUCUUUUGCACAUGAUUUCCAACAAGCAGGUGGCUCUAUCUUAACCAAUUUUGAAGUAAAUGAUAUUGAAAUGGCUAAAGAAAGUCCUUCAGGAACUGAAGCUGGGAUGAAUUAUCCAAUUGUUAUAAAGAAUACGAAGGGAGAAGAAGUUCGGAGUCAGUAUGUUGUGACGUGUGCAGGCCUUUACUCAGACCGUAUUUCAGAGUUGAGUGGCUGCAAUCCCGAUCCUCGAAUUGUACCAUUCCGGGGAGAUUAUCUACUCUUGAAGCCAGAAAAAAGCUAUCUUGUAAAAGGAAACAUUUAUCCGGUCCCAGAUAGCCGGUUUCCUUUCCUAGGAGUCCACUUCACACCAAGGUUGGAUGGCAGCAUUUGGCUGGGACCUAAUGCAGUUCUUGCUUUUAAACGAGAGGGUUACAGACCCUUUGACUUCAAUAUCAGAGAUGCUUUGGACAUAAUUAUCAAUAGUGGCUUGGUUAAACUGGUGUUGCAAAAUUUUUCCUACGGAGUUAAUGAAAUGUAUAAAGCCUGUUUUCUUGGAGAAACAGUGAGGCACCUUCAGAAGUUCAUCCCUGAAAUUACCAUCAGUGAUAUACUUAGAGGUCCAGCUGGAGUGCGAGCACAGGCACUGGACAGAGAUGGGAAUCUGGUAGAAGAUUUUGUGUUUGAUGGAGGAGCUGGGGAUAUUGGAAGUCGCGUUCUGCAUGUGAGAAAUGCACCUUCCCCCGCUGCCACUUCUUCCCUUGCAAUUUCUGAAAUGAUUGCAGAUGAAGUACUACAAAGAUUUGAGUUAUGAAUCAUGAAAGGAGCUAGGUAUGUGCUAUAAUCUCACAUCAGCAACAGCUGUGUACUAAUUGCAUCCUUCAGUUUUAAUCUUGGAAAAUGUUUUUUCAAAACACAUUUUUAGAUCAAAGAGUACCACUGAAUUGUUAAAAUGAUGUAACACAAGUGUUUUUUUUUUUAAUUAAGUUGCAUUUUCUUUGUGAAUAAAGAGGCACAUAAUACAGUUGUAUUUGUUCUGAAUGCCUGGCUUUGCUAAUACUCUGUCCUUACCAGCUGUGAAUCAGACAGUAUUUAUUUGGCUCUUUUAGAAUUUUAGAAAAUAAAGUCAUAAGAACAGAUUUUUUUUCCCCUAAGUCAGUUUUUUAGUGUUAUGAUACCUAAUUUCAGUUUCUUUUAGACAAAAUAUGGUAUAGCAUAGAUUGGAA
Messenger RNA from Ochotona princeps (American pika), 1876 nucleotides. It is a transcript of the gene L2HGDH, whose product is annotated as L-2-hydroxyglutarate dehydrogenase. NCBI's taxonomy places the organism in Eukaryota, Metazoa, Chordata, Mammalia, Lagomorpha, Ochotonidae. The transcript has 10 exons. The record is from RefSeq and is a predicted model, not a curated record. The coding region runs from base 73 to 1464 and encodes 463 amino acids. Gene Ontology annotation, molecular function: (S)-2-hydroxy-acid oxidase activity; (S)-2-hydroxyglutarate dehydrogenase activity.